UAAACCUCACUUGAUUCCGCUACGUCGAGCGCGGCGGUUGUGUGCGCGCAACUUUCUUUCCGUCUUUCCUUCGGUGGCGCCCCAUAAGUGAGCAACAGCACCCAGAAACAUCGCCGAACAAAGCGAAUUCCAGAGUGGAUGGACGACGGCGAUCGGCGUUUUAACGGUCACUGAAUUCGAAAUUUCGUAGCCGUGCGUAAGCGGCAACGUAAGCCGUAAGGGGAAUGCCGUAAUCCGCAGUCGGUAAUCCGUGAUCCGCACUCGCAGUCUCUGCCUCAACCCAAAUCUCGGCAUCCGAUUCAGUCUGAGAGACGGUCCCAAAGACAGCGGUCACCGCGUCGCUCCGCUUCCGUUCGGUUUUCCUUCUCCACCUCCGAGAUAUAUUUUCGCUUCGAUUCGGUCCCGCCGCCAGGUGUAACACGAUACAAAAAAAGAUGGCCCAACCUAGUGCAAAUAGUGUGCAAUUUUUUAAAUAUUAAGAAAUUCACUUUCGAAUUUCGGAGCUAGCCAAGUGCUACUGAAGGGCUAACAAUCAAAAAUUUGUCUUGGAUACGAAUUCAAAAUAAUACUGCGAAGGAAGCGAAAUCUUGGAUAUUGCGUUGAACGAGAAACGAAAAAAACAUAACGAUGACUUGCGGCAUAUCAUGUGUCGACCGGACACUAAACAAAUCAUUCUACCACCUGGGGAUCUGCAUAGCCAAGCACCCCGGGUACUUCAUCAUCAUCCCGGUGCUGCUGACGCUGCUCUGCAUGACGGGCUACCAGCAGCUGAAGUACCAAAUCGAUCCGGAGUACCUGUUUUCGCCGAUCGCGGGCGAGGGCAAGACGGAGCGGGCCAUCGUCGAGCAGUACUUCAAAGUGAAUUAUACGCACCGCUUUAAUGUCGGGCGCAUUACGAGGCCGGGUCGCUUCGGGCGAGUGAUUGUGGUCACCAAAGACGGCGACGAAAACAUGAUUCGGCGCGAGGUGUUCCAGGAGCUGCGCCAGCUGGACAACCUCAUCCAGAACGCAUCCACCACCUACGAUGGCGACACCUACACGUACAAGGACAACUGUGCCCGGUGGGAAAACGAGUGCUUCGAGAACGACAUCCUCAAUCUGGACGCUCUAAUGGAUGAUAUAGAGGCAGGGCAGCUUAACCUUACGUUCCCCUUCAUGUUCAAUCCGGUCACCUGGGAUGCCCACCUAUUCCCCGUGUUCUUCGGCGGCACCAAACUGACUGAAGACAACCAUGUGAUCAGUGUGCCUGCCAUCCAACUAGUCUAUUUCGUGACCGCUGAUACGAAGCGCCAGGAUGCCAAGGGCGCGGAGUGGGAGGAAACCUUCCUGAGGGUGGUUGGCCAUGCGGAGAACUCUGGCCAGUUCAAGCACAUCUCAGUCUCUUACUUUGCAUCUCGAACUCUGGACCACGAACUGGAGAAGAACACCAAGACAGUAGUGCCCUACUUCAGCUCUACAUUCCUGCUCAUGGGACUUUUCAGUGUUAUAACCUGCAUGAUGGGUGACGCCGUGCGGUCGAAGCCUUUCUUGGGUCUCAUGGGAAACGUAUCAGCCAUUAUGGCCACUCUGGCAGCCUUUGGCCUGGCCAUGUACUGCGGCAUUGAGUUUAUUGGCAUAAACUUGGCAGCUCCCUUCCUAAUGAUCGGUAUUGGCAUCGAUGACACGUUUGUGAUGUUGGCAGGAUGGAGGCGCACCAAGGCCAAGAUGCCGGUGCAGGAGCGAAUGGGUCACAUGAUGUCAGAGGCGGCGGUCUCCAUCACCAUCACCUCAGUCACCGACUUCAUAUCGUUCCUAAUCGGCAUCAUCAGCCCCUUCCGAUCGGUGAGGAUAUUCUGCACGUACUCGGUCUUCGCUGUCUGCUUCACGUUCCUGUGGCACAUCACCUUCUUUGCUGCCUGCAUGGCUAUCUCCGGGUACAGGGAGCGCCGCAAUUUGCAUUCCAUUUUCGGGUGCCGGGUCCAGCCUAUGUCGGUGGCCAUCAAAGAGAAGCGCAACUUCCUCUACAAGGCGAUCAUGGCAGGAGGCAUCGAUCCCAAUGACCCCGACAAUCCCAUCGACAACAAGGACCACAUGCUGAUGGCUUUCUUCAAGGACAAGCUGGCCGCGGUGAUCAACAACAAGUGGUGCAAGGUGAUCAUCAUCCUGGCGUUUGCCAGCUACCUUGUGGGCGCCUGCUAUGGAAUCACCCAGAUCAAGGAGGGCCUGGAGCGGCGCAAGCUCUCUCGAGAAGACUCCUACUCGGUGGAGUUCUUCGACCGCGAGGAUGACUACUACCGCGAGUUUCCGUACAGGAUGCAGGUUAUCAUUGCCGGACCCCUUAACUACUCGGAUCCUUUGGUGCAGGAGCAAGUGGAGAACUUGACCAGCACUUUGGAACACACCUCUUACGUGACCUCUCGGAGGUACACCGAGUCUUGGCUGCGCUCCUUCCUCUCCUUCCUUGAGCGGAACAACGAGCUGCUGAACGUGACCUUGGACGACGAGCAGUCCUUCAUCGACGCCGUGAAGGAGCACUGGCUGUUCCCUGGCAACCCCUUCUCACUGGACGUUCGCUUUAACGAGGACGAGACCCAAAUCAUCGCCUCCCGAUUUCUCAUCCAGGCCGUGAACAUCACGGACACCAACCACGAGAAGGAGAUGGUGCGGGAUCUGCGGAAGAUCUGCAAAGACUCGCCCCUGAACGCCUCGAUCUUCCAUCCUUACUUUGUAUUCUUCGACCAGUUUGAGCUCGUGCGGCCCGUCUCGGUGCAGGCCAUGGUGAUCGGAGCCCUGAUUAUGAUGGUCAUAUCCUUCAUCUUCAUCCCGAACAUCCUCUGCUCUUUGUGGGUGGCCUUCUCGGUCAUCUCCAUCGAACUGGGCGUCGCUGGCUACAUGGCCCUGUGGGACGUUAACCUGGACUCCAUAUCGAUGAUCAACCUGAUAAUGUGCAUUGGUUUCUCGGUGGACUUCACCGCCCACAUCUGCUACACGUACAUGUCCUCGAAGAAACGAAACCCCAAGGCUCGGGUCCGCGAAGCCCUGCACUCCCUGGGUCUGCCGAUUGUCCAGGGAUCGAGCUCUACGAUCCUGGGUAUUGUUGCCCUUCUGCUGGCCCAGAGCUACAUCUUUCUGGUGUUCUUCAAGAUGGUCUUCCUCGUGAUCUUCUUCGGAGCCAUGCACGGACUCUUCCUGUUGCCCGUGCUGCUCUCUCUCUUCGGACCUGGCUCGUGCCUCACAUGGACAGGCCAGGAUGACGGCAGCGACGUCGAAGUAAACGACAGCCUGGACGAGAAACAGCUGGAGAAGCCAUUCUCCCAGUCCUACUACAUGCAGUACCCCACCAUGGGCAUUAACGGGCCCUACGGCUCCAAGGGCUUCCUUGGUGCUCCCUACAAGGCGUACGGCGUCGACGAGAAGGACCUGGGUCUAGGAACCUCCGGCGAAGACUCCUCGGAGAGCAGCUCCAGUCGCUCGCAGCGGCGCCAGCAGCAAGCCGCAGCUGCAGAAGAAGAGGUUGUCGCCCGCGACUCCCCUCGGCGUCGGUACGAGGACGGGUGGCGCCGCUCCUCCUACCAGAACAUCUACGGCCAAGGCGGAGCCCAGUUCCAAGCCCAGCCCGAUCUCUACGGUCAGCAGGUGUCGGCAGCCGAGUGGCGCCAGCGCCUGGAUGCCCACGAGCAACAUCAGCGUCAGCGGCAGCGACACAGCCCCUACGACGGUUACCCCUUAGACAUUGAAAUUGAGAUGCAGCGCGCGCGCCGGAACUCUCAUGGUGACAUAAUCGACCUCCACGGCACUCCGAACUCCUCUGUGGACGAGCGUCUCCGCCGCCAGGCAGAGCAGUUCAGCGCCGGCAGUGGUGACGACAGCAGCUACCGCCAACAUAAGGCCAUGCCAGCGCCGGCGACAUCUUCCGGCCCGCCCUCCAAGCGGUACCACCGGCGACGGUCCUCGGAGGACCACCACCAGCGCUGGCCGGCGAACAUUGAAGAGCGAAGGGCACGCCGCACCCAAUCCCCCGCCAACCACCGACCAGAGACUGCCACGCCCAGCUUCGCCUACCGCUCCUCGUCGCACCACAACCUCUACCAGCCGAAUGGCAAAGGAGCAAAGCAGCCCCCCACUUACCAGUACGGCGACUACUACCACUGAGGGUGGAGCCCCACUCCUGGUGAAAAUAUUCAGAAUACUUUAAACGAGUUGGGUGGGUAAAAAUUCCAAGGGAUACAUUUUCGACUAAGUCCAGUAAUUCCGCUUCCGAGACCACA
This is a messenger RNA of Drosophila bipectinata, 4247 nucleotides long. RefSeq names its product patched domain-containing protein (gene Ptr). NCBI's taxonomy places the organism in Eukaryota, Metazoa, Arthropoda, Insecta, Diptera, Drosophilidae. Gene Ontology annotation, cellular component: cytoplasmic vesicle membrane; plasma membrane. The record is from RefSeq and is a predicted model, not a curated record.